GGCAAUUUCUUUGCCUGUAGGCGUCUUCGUGGUCACUGCCCACUCUACUCUUCCUUCUCGCAGGCCAAAUUCAUGUCUUCCCUCGCUCUUUUCCACGGCCCAUUCUCCUACCACCGCGCUCCUCCCUCGUCACCGACCGGCACCUCUCCACGGCCGACGCGACUCGCGGCGCAUUCUUCUCCUUCCCACCCCAAUUCGCGCCCCCUCCCUGACGCGCAAGCCGAUGAGCUCCGCUCCCACGCAGCGGCGCUGCAGGACUGCGCCGUCCGCCGAGCGCUCCGCUGCGGACAGGAGCUCCACGCGCGGCUGCUCCGCUCCGCGAGGCAGCCGGACACGUUUCUCCUCGACUCGCUCCUGAACAUGUACUGCAAGUGCGGCCGCCUGGCGGACGCACGAAGGGUGUUCGACGGAAUGCCACACAGGGACGUCGUCGCCUGGACCGCCCUCUUAUCCGCCUACACCGCCGCGGGAGAUGCCGAGGAGGCUCUGGACCUCUUUUAUCAGAUGAACCAAGAAGGCCUUGUGCCUAACGGGUUCACGCUCGCUUCGGUGCUCAAGGCCUGCUCGGUGAUGAGCUCACACUCCGAGUUUACGCGUCAGGUGCAUGGUCAGGUGGUUAAGUUGCAAGGUCUGGAUGACCCCUACGUUGGUUCGUCCCUUGUUCAAGCUUACACGAGCCGUGGGGAAGUGGACGCUGCUGAGACAGUGCUGCUGGGCUUGCCUGAACGAAGCGACGUGUCAUGGAAUGCUCUGCUCACUGAGUAUGCUCGGCAGGGCGACUACAGAAAGGCCAUGCGUGUUUUCCAUAAGUUGUCGGAAUUUGGUGAUGAGAUAAGAAAGUAUACUUUGCCUACUCUUCUGAAGUGUUGUGUGGAACUCGGUCUUGCAAAAUCUGGCCAGGCUCUUCAUGCUUUGGUGGUCAAGAGAGGGCUGGAAACCGAUAACGUGCUCAACAAUUGCCUUGUUGAGAUGUACUCGAGAUGUCUAUCUGCUGAAGAGGCCUAUCAAGUCUUUAUCAGGAUAGAUGAACCUGAUGUGGUGCAUUGCAGUGCCAUGAUCUCUUCUUUCGGUCGACAUGGUAUGGCCUGGGAAGCAUUUGAUCUUUUCGUAAAGAUGUCAGACAUGGGAGUCAACCCAAACCAAUAUACAUUCGUGGGCAUUGCUGGUGUUGCAUCAAAGACUGGUGAUGCAAACCUUUGUCGCUGUGUUCAUGCGUAUGUUGUGAAAAGUGGGCUGGCUGUGCCAAAAUUAGUGGCUGAUGCCAUUCUAAAUAUGUAUGUGAAAGUUGGUGCUGCUCAAGAUGCAACACUUGCUUUUCAUCUUAUGCAUGAGCCUGACACAUUUUCAUGGAACACAUUUCUCUCCGGAUUUUAUAGUGGAAGCAACUGUGAGCAGGGUUUGAGGAUUUUCAAGCAGAUGAAGUGCGAAGGCUUUUCAGCCAACAAAUAUACUUAUGUAGGUGUUUUGAGAUGCUGCACUAGCUUGAUGAACCUGAUGUAUGGCACUCAGGUUCAUGCAUGUGUUCUGAAAAGUGGGUUGCAAAGCGAUAAUGAUGUUUCAAGAAUGCUACUUGACAUGUAUGCGCAAUCUGGCUGCUUUACAAGUGCGUGCCUGGUAUUUGAUCGACUGGAAGAAAGAGAUGCUUUCUCGUGGACAGUGAUUAUGUCAGGAUAUGCUAAAACGGAUGAAGCUGAGAAGGUGAUGGAAUGUUUCCGUUCAAUGUUGCAAGAAAACAAAAGGCCUAAUGAUGCCACACUAGCAGUUUCAUUGAGUGUUUCCUCUGAUAUGGCAUCCUUAGGCAGUGGGCUCCAACUUCAUUCAUGGGCCAUCAAGUCUGGCUGGAACAGCUCAGUUGUUUCUGGUGCUCUAGUGGACAUGUAUGUGAAGUGCGGGAACAUAACGGAUGCUGAGAUGCUAUUCUAUGAGUCAGAAACAUGUGAUCAAGUUGCAUGGAACACACUCAUCUGUGGUUAUUCUCAACAUGGUCAUGGGUACAAGGCACUGGACACGUUCAGACGGAUGGUAGAUGAUGGGAAAAGGCCUGAUGAUAUCACAUUUGUAGGUGUUCUCUCAGCGUGUAGCCAUGCAGGAUUACUUGACGAGGGAAGGAAGUACUUUCAAUUGCUGAGUAGUGUCUAUGGAAUUACCCCCACGAUGGAGCACUAUGCUUGCAUGAUUGAUAUUCUGUCCAAGGCUGGAAGACUAGCUGAGGCUGAAUCUCUUAUCUAUCAGAUGCCAUUGAUCCCAGAUUCAUCCAUAUGGAGGACGAUUUUGGGAGCUUGCAGGAUACAUGGAAAUAUAGAGAUUGCCGAGAGAGCAGCAGAAAGAUUGUUUGAGUUAGAUCCACAGGAUGUUUCUUCUUCUGUAUUGUUAUCAAACAUUUAUGCAGAUUUAGGAAGGUGGAGUGAUGUUACAAGACUUAGGAAUAUGCUACUAGAUCAUGGAGUAAAAAAAGAACCAGGGUGUAGCUGGAUUGAAGUCAAUGGCCAGAUUCAUGUAUUCCUGUCGCAAGAUGGAUGUCCAAAAUAUUAAGAAUGUGUUACAACGUGCA
This is a messenger RNA of Aegilops tauschii subsp. strangulata, 2551 nucleotides long. RefSeq names its product pentatricopeptide repeat-containing protein At4g13650-like. Gene Ontology annotation, cellular component: intracellular membrane-bounded organelle. Gene Ontology annotation, biological process: RNA modification. Gene Ontology annotation, molecular function: RNA binding; protein binding. Lineage: Eukaryota; Viridiplantae; Streptophyta; Magnoliopsida; Poales; Poaceae. The record is from RefSeq and is a predicted model, not a curated record.